GAAGCAGGAAGGGGGAUGCAGUUAGUGUGCUCGGAGGCUGCUGGCAGACACACAGCGCGCUGCCCGGGUGGCUCUUGGUUUUGAAACAUAUGUUUGAAAAUCCAUCACAGCUCCAGAAAUGAUAUUCUAGAAAAAAACAACCAAAACUGGUUUUCUAAAAGUUUCUGAAUUCUGAAAAAUGGCAGCUGCUCCCCCACCCCCAGGAGGAGGGCCUCCCGGAUUCCCUGGAAACCCCAUGCUGAUUAAUCAAUGGGGUUCUGGCUCUCUUGCUGUAGCUGUUUGGGAAUGGCAAGAUGAAAAUAACAAAUGGAGACCAUAUAGCAGUGCAGUUAGCAGCUAUAUAGAGCAAUGUAUGCAGUCACCUCAACUUCAGAAGGGACCUCGUGGACCAGGCAACAGCAGCAGUAUCUCACUCGGACAUGUUGAUCCACAGUUAUCCCCAUAUAUAAUCGAUAUUGUUACUCUUACCCAGUUUCGGCAGGAUACAGGAACAAUGCGAUUUGUAAGAAAAUCUCUCUAUCCAGCAGAUUCUGCACCAGCCAAGGGAAUAUGUUGGGAGUGGAUGAAUGAUGAAGGUUACUGGAGUCCCUAUGAAAUGCCAGUUGCAAUAUUCCUGGAAGAAGCUUUCUGCAAUCGACAGCAGUCAGUUGACCUUGCAUUACUCAGACUCCAAUAUCAUGUUGAUUUCAUGUCUUUCGUCCAGACAAAUAAGAUAACGGGUUUCAGACGUCGAGUUCAGAGGCGUAUUGAUACACCUUACCCAUUAACUCCCAAAGUAGGGCCAGUUCAUAAGUCUGCGGCCUGUGCAUGUUACCAGUGCCUUGCCAGCAGUGGAGCAGGCCCCAUUUCAACUCGCAAUAGACACUCUAUGGGUAACUUGCCAACCUCCUCAAACUACCAGAGCGCCAGUAGGACAUCUCUUAUAUCCACCAAUAAUGUUGGUUAUCUACCUUACCCCAAACCGACAUUAACUAGUGCAAAGUCGGCUCCGAAACUGAACAAUACAUGGCUGCCACCAUCAACAUCCAUGCAUUUGCCAGGGCCAUCAUCAACUAAUGGAAUCAGGAUACCAUCUAUACCAGUUCAGUUGCAAGCACAAAGCUUAACACAACCGGCUCUGGCAGGCAUGACGGGUAUUCUGAUGUCUGCGGCUGGCCUCCCUGUACGUCUUACCUCUGCACCUCCACAUUCCAACCCACCCGUGACCAGUAAAUCUGAUAAAAAAUCAGUUAAGAGAUUGAGGAAAAUGCCAAAGAAAGGAGGUCCUGUUGAGCCAGAACAAGUUGUAAAGAAAUACCUUGAAAAUGUAGAAAAACCAUCUGAUGAGGACUGCAUCAUCUGCAUGGAAACACUGAACUCUCAAUCAGGCUAUGCUGAUUCUUCAGAAAGCAAAACCAUCAAGCCUGCGGCAGUGGGAAAAUUAAAGAAUUGUGGUCAUGUGUUCCACCAGCUAUGCAUGCUGGCUAUGUAUAACAAUGGAAACAAGGAUGGCAGCUUGCAAUGUCCCGCAUGUAAGGCCAUCUAUGGUGAGAAGACUGGAACACAACCAAAAGGCAAAAUGGAGAUUUUCCUAAUACCUCAAUCUCUGCCUGGCCAUCAAGACUGUGGAACUAUCCAUAUUGUGUACACAAUUACCCCAGGAACACAGGGUCCUGAACACCCAAAUCCAGGAAAACCUUACUCAGCUAGAGGCUUUCCCCGGCAUUGUUAUAUUCCAGACAGCAGCAAAGGAAGAUUGGUUCUAGAGCUCCUAAAAUUGGCAUGGGCAAGACGAUUAAUUUUCACGAUUGGGGUAUCCAGCACGACUGGUGAAUCUGACACUGUGGUGUGGAAUGAAAUCCAUCACAAGACUGAAAUGAACUCUAACAUAACAGGACAUGGCUUUCCUGACCCUAACUACCUGGACAAUGUAAUUGCAGAGCUUGCAGCUCAAGGAGUCACAGAAGAAGGCCUUAAUGCAUAAAGGACUAUCCAGGUGGAUGACUUCUGCAGUUUUGAGGCAGGAGCAUUCAUUUCGUUAUAAAAUGCCUUAAAGUUUGAUUUACGUUUAUACUUUUUUUUUUUUUGUAAUGCAAUAUUGUCUUAAGGAGAUUCACUGAGAAGCUAGGGAUAUCUGUCUUGCUUUGAAUACAAGCUGGCAUGCUGGUUCAUACUUCCACCCCUGCAGGGCGGGGAGUGGUCACAUAAAUACUCCCAUCAGUUUGAUUUCUGUACAUGUCUAAUACAGUACAACAUGCACUUUGCUAGGGGAAACUAACAUAUAUUUCUUUACCAUAAGAAAGGAACUGUCACUUUUUCUUAGCUAAUCAACAGUCCUUAAUGUGGUGAAUAGAAAUACAAUGAAAGGUUUACUGGAGUGAGAUAUGCAGUAGAGGUAACAUCCGCUGUCUGCCUCCUUUUGGUGGUGGCCAUCCUCUCCCGAUUCUCUGAUGUGCAUGCACAUAAGUGUGCAUCUGUAAUUUGCAUCGGUUGUUGUGUUGUGCCAAAAUGUUUGACACAAAAAUGGGUUUGUU
Messenger RNA from Pelobates fuscus (common spadefoot toad), 2513 nucleotides. RefSeq names its product deltex E3 ubiquitin ligase 2 (gene DTX2). Gene Ontology annotation, molecular function: ubiquitin protein ligase activity; zinc ion binding. The coding region runs from base 179 to 1963 and encodes 594 amino acids. NCBI's taxonomy places the organism in Eukaryota, Metazoa, Chordata, Amphibia, Anura, Pelobatidae. Gene Ontology annotation, cellular component: nucleoplasm. The record is from RefSeq and is a predicted model, not a curated record. Gene Ontology annotation, biological process: Notch signaling pathway; protein ubiquitination. The transcript has 10 exons.